Messenger RNA from Anastrepha ludens (Mexican fruit fly), 8095 nucleotides. RefSeq names its product maternal effect protein staufen (gene stau). Lineage: Eukaryota; Metazoa; Arthropoda; Insecta; Diptera; Tephritidae. Bases 647 to 4462 code for a protein of 1271 amino acids. The transcript is spliced from 8 exons. The record is from RefSeq and is a predicted model, not a curated record.
AUUCUGCAUUCUGCAUUUAUUAUUCUUCGAGUUCCAUCGCAGCCGCACAAAAUAUGGCCGCACGUUAAUAACAAUUUAAAUAAACUGGAAUAAAUUAAGAAAACCAAUAAAAAGAGCAAAAAACAAAUAGUGUGUACAAAAUAUGAUCAGAGUUCAACAAUUAAAUUUAAGUAUAGAUAGUUUUUAAUUAAAUCUAAGCAAACGAGCGUAGACGGCGACGAAAAAAAGAGUGGUGAAAAUUUCAUCGUAGAAACAAAAGAACCGCAAAUGCAAGGAAAAAAAGGGCAAAAUUCAGUUCACGCAAAGAAAGUGCAAAAUUCGAGAUCAAUAAAAGUGCAAAAUCAAUGGGAAAAAGUGCAGCGGAGUAAGUGAAAAUCGAGAAUCAGUGCAUAAAAGAAAAGGAGAAGUAGAAUUAUUGUGGCUACUUGAUUACAACGUCACGGAGAAAUUUGUCCGCCGACUUCAGAAGCAGCAAAUAUAAACGAGCCAGCAGGAUUGCGAAACGUCGAAGUCUUCUCUGCCCUGUUAGCACUACAGUAACGGCGGCAACCAUUCAUUGUAUCAGCUGUUAGUCGUUCGCGCAGGCGCAUUACGAAUUUAGGAGCGUUAUUCUAUUCUUAGCUGCACAUCGAUUGCUCGUAUCAAUAUGCAACAUCAUGCACAUGUCGCACGUACCGCACCGCCGCAUAUGCGUGCUCACCACAUGGCUGUGCCACCGCCGCACUCCCAACCUCAGCCGCAUAUGCCACCCUUGAAUGUGACGCAUGCGCCACUGUCAACAGCCGGACAGCCACCACAGGCCACUCAACAGCAACAACAGCCGCAGCCGCAGCAGAAACAGCAACCACGUCUUAGCAAUGGCCCAGCGAACGCCGGCAGUGCUGCAGUUAUUGCAGGCUCGGCAAUUGGUGCAACGUCACAUAUUCGCGAUCAUCAUGCGCGUUUGAGUCAACAACCACUUCAACAACAGCAAAUCCAACACCCCCCGUCGAUGCACGCUAGCACGCAGCUGCAAAAGCUACGUCAGCAGCAUCAACAUAUAAACAGCAACAACAAUAACAAUAGUACAAACAAAAAUCACUAUCAUCACCAUCAAACUCAACAAUACAACAGCGGAAGCAACACGCACGGCAAUGCACUGCCAGCGCAAUCAGCAAUACAACAGCAACAGCAACAACAAAAUCAAACAACGCAACCGCAACAUCGUACGUCACGUAAUACAUCAUCGGCAUACCAACAUCAGCAUCAACAACAUCCACUGCACCAUCAACAGCAACAGCAGCAACCUCCGCCGCCGCCGCCGCUGCAACAACAGCCACACCCACUUGCAGUGCCUCAAAUGCCACCACAGCAAGCGCUUGGACAUUUGAAGCAUCAGCAACCACUGCAACAGACGUCAACACAACAACAACAACAGCAGCAGCAACAACUACAAACAACUUUGAAUAUUGCCAAUAAUGUUAUCAGCGGCCAUCCACCGCCGCCGCCACCGGCUCAACAUUCACAACAACCGCCUACAGCAUUAAACUACUACACUGCCGGGACUGCUCAAAGCAACAACAAUAAUAUACAUAAGUCGAAGUAUAGCAAUAACGCUGGCGGUGGCAGUACUGGCACUGGUGGUGGUGGAAUGCCACCAAAAGCUAUUUUACAAAAUCCUAAUCGCGUGCUAAAAGCGCGUCUGCACAGCAGCGCUGCAGCGAAUAACAUUGAGGUGCCUACUGUAGGUCCUUUAGUGAGCAUAGAAGAGACUAAGAACGUAUCGAAGAGUAGUAGUAAUAACAAUAUUGGCAGCACCAAUGCAAUUGCCGUUACAGAGACGCCAGCAAAAGCUCAUGUUGCUAGCAACGUAGCCGCCGCUGUAAACGAUGGUGUAGUUGUUGCUGCAGCCGCUGCAGCUCAGGAGAGUUCGAAAAUUGUGCAAAGCACAAGCCAAACAGAUGCUUCCUUCAACGAUGCUAAUAAGGAAAAUGCGGUAAGCAGGACACAAAGUACAAAUAUUACUGUCAAUGAAGUGGUUAGCAACAAUCCAGCAAAUAACAACAAUAGUAAUAUAUUGUCUAACGAGGAGAGCGCGGGGUCAAAAAAUUCUAAAGAGAAGACACCAAUGUGUCUUGUGAACGAAUUGGCGCGAUUCAACAAGAUUACACAUCAAUAUCGCCUAACCAGUGAGAAAGGUCCGGCGCACUGCAAACGGUUCACUGUCACUUUGAAAUUGGGCGAGGAGGAGUAUUCCGCUGAGGGCUUCAAAAUAAAGAAAGCCCAACAUUUAGCAGCUGCAGAGGCUAUUGAAAAGACCAAAUACAAGCACCCAGUGCCGAAAGUGGUUCGUCGCAAUGCCGAAGGUGAGGGUCAUUCAUCGCGUUCCAAUAUCACGCCCACAGUUGAGUUAAAUGCACUGGCUAUGAAGUUGGGCGAACAGACUUAUUACCUCUUAAAUCCACGUCAAGUCACCUCACCCGAUAGAAUCGGACCGCCACCCGACGCUAUGAUGCCGCCGCGAUAUGGCAUACCACUGCCACCACCACAUGCGUUCCCGCCCGGCGUAGCUGGCGGCAAUAUGCUGUCGCAACAUCCACCGCCACCACAUGCACGUAUGAUGGAUCCGGCUGCAUUUGUGCGUCGAAAUGGCCCCUAUGCCGCACCGCCCCCGCCACCGAUGCACGGCCAUACUGCGGGCGGACCGGGCAUGCGGCCACGCUACCUUACGCCAGCUCAGCGCGCCUUCAUGCCCAAAUAUAAUCAACAGCAACGGUAUCCCUUGAUGGCGCCACCGCAUAUGGGUGGUGCUCCACAUAAUGGCAUGGUUCCACCACCGCCAAUGCCACAUCCCCAUCAUGGGCCGCUUCCCCACCGUUACGGCAUAUCUGCUGCAUUGACCAAAGUGACACUAGUCGUAGGCAAGCAGAAAUUUGUUGGCUUAGGCCGUACAUUACAACAAGCCAAGCACGAUGCCGCGGCGCGUGCUUUGCAGGUGCUGAAAACACAGGCUAGAACGCAGAUAAGUGAAGAACUCAACAACAGCAUCGAGGAAAGCGACAGUAAAUCGCCUAUUUCGUUGGUGCACGAGAUCGGAAUACAACGAAGCUUGACGGUGCAUUUUAAGGUGCUGCGCGAGGAAGGGCCAGCACAUAUGAAAAAGUUUGUAACAGCUUGCGUCGUGGGCUCCAUUGUAACGGAGGGCGAAGGAAAUGGAAAGAAAACGUCGAAAAAACGUGCCGCCGAAAAAAUGCUCGAAGAGCUGAAAAAACUGCCACCAAUGUCGCCCACCAAGUCGCCUGUUAGACGUAUCAAAGUAAAAACACCCAACAAAGGAUCUGCAAGUGCUGACGCUGUUGGAGGUGUUAGUGGAAAAGCUGGUAGCGCCGUUGGGGAACGACGCAAGCGUGGCAGUGGUUCGAUUAAAGAGAAAAAUGAAGUAGAUGCCGAUGCGGAAAAUCCCAUUACGCGACUCAUACAAUUGCAACAAACUCGCAAGGAAAAAGAGCCCAUAUUUGAUUUGAUAGCGAAAAAUGGAAAUGAGAACUCACGUCGGCGCGAAUUCAUUAUGGAGGUGACAGCACAUGGCAUGGCGGCACGUGGCACCGGCAACAGCAAGAAGCUAGCGAAGCGUAAUGCAGCACAAAAUUUGCUGACAGCUAUGGGCGAAAGUGGCAGCAUUAGCGCUGAGAACAACACAGUAUUAACAUCCUCUAAUACCGAGCCUGCUGUUAAAGAGCAAUUUGCGUCUGCAACAACAGUAGUCGCCAGUGUAACAGCAAGUCAAGAGCAGACAACAACAACAACAGCAUUGCAGCCAAUUGCUGAAGUAGCAAACGCUGCUGCUACAACAGUUGCACCUGUGCAGGCCCAUUUGGAUUUGCCGCUCGUGUCCACAACAGCCGGGCAAGUACCCGGCAUUUUGAUUUUGCGUCAUAAUAAAAAACAUUUUACCAAAAAAAAGGAAUAUGUGCCCAGUGCAAACUGCCUCCCGGCCGAGGAUAGGGAAAUUGAGCGCGCUGAGUUAGUUGCGGGCACAGCAGUGCAAACUGUGCAACCCACUGCGGUUAAAAGCAAUGCAAGCGAUAUGGUGAAAGGCAUUGAUGUAGGAACCGCAGCGAGCGCUACACCAACCAUGGCUGCGACUUCUGCGGCACACACUGAGAGCAGCAAUAUUACAAAUACUGCCAGUAGUACAAGCAACAGCGACACAACAUCAUCUAGCAAUAGCGCAUCAAAACAAACAGGUGUGCACAUGAAAGACCAGCUGCUUUAUCUGGCAAAUUUGUUGGGAUUCGAGGUGAACUUUUCCGAUUAUCCAAAAGGAAAUCAUAGUGAAUUCUUAACUAUCGUAACGCUCUCUUCAAAUCCACCACAAAUUUGUCAUGGCGUGGGUUCCAGCGCAGAAGAAUCUCAAAAUGAUGCCGCCAAAAAUGCAUUGAAAAUUCUUAGUGAAUUAGGUUUGAAUAAUGCUACAAAUUAAAUUUGGCAUACAAAAACUAGAAAUUUGAAUAAAACUGUAUAUAAUUUAAGAACUAUAUAAAUUCAAAUUGAAUUCGGCGCGAAAAAAGCCGUAUAUACCUAAAAUAUGGGGAGUUAUUACACAAACAGCAGGAAGUGAAUUGAAAGUUAGUUGCUGUAAAAUUAUAUUUCAAAACAAAUUAUUAUUUCAUGAAAAUCCCAAAUAUAUAUAGAAAAAAAUGAAAAUUAAUUGCGAACGAAUGUGCAACAAAAAAGUUAUAUCAAAUUUUACAAACAAUUUGAAAACAUGAACAAUGCUGCUAUAUUUAUACAAUUUUUUUAUAUACUAGUUGCGUUGAAAAAAAUAUUUACUUACUAUAUAAUUAUUUUGUUAUAUAUCUGCUUAGUUAAAUGUGUUAGGCUCAUUAACUGAACCAAAUUUGUUUCCAUAAAGUUGAGCAAAAAGCUAAAACUUAUGUCGGUUAGCAAUAAGUGAGUUUUGUUAAAAAAUAUUAGAUAUAAAAAAAGAAUGAUUUGAUAUUUUGUAAAUUUAUUGUAACCCUAAAAACCAGUCUCAAAGAAUUACUUAUUUUUUGUGAUCAAAAAACAGUUUUAGUGAAAAAUUAAGCAGUUUAUUUACGUUCGAUCAAAAAAAUGUUUAAUACGAAAGCAUUAUAAUUUAAUAGAAAAGCAAAAUUUUUUUCUGAACUGAACCGAAUACAAGGACAUAACAACAAGCGGCAUACAUUUUCCGAAAAUCUGUGAAUUUUGAUUAGUGAGUAGUAGAGAGUCGCUGUUCUGUAUUGUCCCUUCAGAAGAGAUAUUCCUUUAUUAGAGAUAAAAGUACACACUGUAGAAAAGUUAAUUCUUACCCAUCAUAGUUUGUUGUUGUUGUAGCAGCAUAAACAUUCCCCAUACUUACAUACGGUGAAUGCUGCUGGAGUGACAGUCCUUGGCGUUUCGGUAACGUAGAACCGACUGUCGUGGAAACGUACCCAUCAUAGUUUCACUUAAUAUGCUCCAUCACCGAUAAAUAUAUAUCAAGGUUCGAUACCGCAAAAAUAUCAAUUUCUACAUUCGCUACUAUCUCUUCAGAGGAGACAUGCCCUUAAGCGAUACAUAUAUCGAUAUGGAUUUGAUAAAGUAGAAAACUCACGUCUUAUGCUUCCUAGUGCCACUUCAGAAGAGAUGACAUUUCUAGAGAGAUUAAAAUUUAUUUUUGGUUAUCUGCUAUCUAUCUCUUUAGAUUUUAUCCCCCUAGUAAGAAAAAAUAAUUUAUUAUCGACAGAAGCCUCCCUCCCUUAAGUACUUUUCAACUCUUCCCUUAAUGGAAUUCCUUUGAUACCGCAGAAAACUCGAUUCUCACGCCACUAAUAGUGCCACUUUAACAGAGUUCAUGUUUCUGGAGAGAUUAGAAUUCAAUUUUAGGUUAUCUACCAUCUCUUCGCACGAUAGAUAUACUCUCUCAUCGCAUAUCGAUAUCACAAGGGUUCGAUACCGUAGAAAAUGCGGUCUCUUUUUUUCUCUUUUUUUUCAUAGGGACACUCCCUUAUGAAAAGACUAACAUUAGUAUGCGAUUUUUUCUAUAACGUAGAGGAAUGAGUUUAUAAAAAUUAUUACUUUUGAAUUCAUUUACCGUUUGCCCAAUUUUCGAAUAUUCAAAAUUACCCCUGCUGAACUGUUUGAAACACGAAAGCAUGUAUUAUUUGUGUUCACUGGGUUAACAGAUUUAAAAAAAAUAUGUAUGUACAUAUUUUUGUUUCCUAUAUGAAAAUUAUAAAAAAUGUAUUGCAACAAAGCAUUGAAUGAACGCUAAAAAACUAAGACCGUAUCUUGACUUAAAUGUAUCUCCAGCACAGUCAGUGUUUUGAAAAGCGCACUCUGUAUUUUGAUCGCCUCUGUUGCGGUGAAAGUAUGGAAGAAACGUGUCUGGAGUAACAGUGAAAAUUCUGUUCGAUUUAUUACCGUUCAACCUAUUUCAAUCGCUCAUUUAUUGUCAUGUUGCAAUAGUAAAAGCUAUUUUCAAAUUACAUAGAUUGAAUUAAAUAAAAUAUUACACAAAUGAUGUGCGCCUGCAAAUAUGCAGCUUAAAUUUAAUUGCUGAACCACUAGUGAAGUGUAAAAAAAUAUAUAUUGUGACUUGAAAUCAAAUCGUGGUUUCGCAGGCAAUUUUGUAAUUUGAAAACAUUUCUACUUUAUUUCAAAACUUCCUUGGGCUAAGAAAAUAAAUUAUACAUACAAAAAUAUUAAGUAAUUUAGUGUAAGCAACGUCAUUGGAUUAAAAAAAAAUCGAAAAUAUGCAGUACACACACAUACAUACAUUAAGGAUCAUCAUAAAAGAAAUUGUAACAUGUGGUCGUAUUUUGAUUGUAUAUUAAAAAUAAAUAUAAAAAUUUGAAAUUAAUUGGGGUGUUGUUGUAUCCAAAUGCGCAACCGUUGAGCAGAUUGCACGUACAUGUGUAUAUACAUAUAUAUAUGUGCAUACUUGUGCGAUGUAUUAUACUAGUAUGGACGUGGCAAUUGGUGGUAAUUUGAAAUUUUUAAUUUAUUUUUAGAUAAAUGCGAAAUUCAUUAAAUACAACUUGCAACAAAAGAAAACAAUAAUAAUAAUAAAAAUAAAAAAUAAAAAAAUUAAAAUCAAUACAACAGCAAUUUGGCUAUGAAUGGCAUAACUGCACAUUUGCUGAUUGUGUUGAUUCUAAAAGCAUAUUAUUACUAGAAACAAAAACAAAAAAAUAUAUAUAAAACUUAUGUUUAUUUGUUAGUGUUGCACAAAUGCAAACACACACAUACAUACUUUUUUCUCGAUGAUGGAACUCGUCGUAAUAAUGAAAAAGUAUAAUCUUACUUGAUUAAAUACUUUUUAAGAAAUAAAUAAAGAGCUGCAUGAAUGUCGUAAAUUUAAUUUAUAAACUGCUUAUAGACGUAACAACACAUUCACAUCCAUAGAUACAUACAUACUUGCAUGCCUGCAUAACUGUUAAUUUAAUUAUUUGCAAAAAACAAAAAAACAAUAGCGAUUGAUAACCAACAACCACGAGUGAAACGAAAAUAAUACGCUAUAGGUUAUUUAUAAAUUAAAUGACACUGGCUGAUCAUUUAAAACUCGCUAAGUACUCGUACAACAGCGCUACUAUCUGCUUCAAUGUUGCCAAUUUCAAUGAGGCGAACUUGCGAUUUUUCGCUGCUUGAAACUGACGACUUGGAGGGGUGUGUACUUAGUUGUAUUUCUACUGCAUAAUACAUAUUAUUUAUUUCUUCAUCUGCACACACAGACAAUUCAUAAUAAGUUGCGUUAACCUCUUCUUUUUCUUUUUAUUUUCUUAUUUGUAUUUUCGAUAAAUGGUGAAUUGGUGAUUUUACAUGGCAAAUAUUGAAAAACCCAUGUCGCGAAAUUGUUAACUUAAUUAGUAUAUCUCACAACAGCAGUAGAUAAACUAUGGUAGUUUGCAAUGCGCAUUAUGUAAUGCUUUAGAAAAUUUAAUAUGUUGAAAAUUUUUAAAUUGUUGCUUAUCCGCCGAAAUUAUUAUGGGUUGUCCGAUGUUUCUCUUUACUUAGUAUUAAGUAUUUGUUGUCGAAAGUUUACUUUCUUUCAAUAUAUACGUACAUAAAUAUAUACAUUUAAUUGAAAUAAAUGUUUAAUUUUUUCCUUAAA